Molecule: messenger RNA, 2604 nt
Organism: Solea senegalensis (Senegalese sole)
Lineage: Eukaryota; Metazoa; Chordata; Actinopteri; Pleuronectiformes; Soleidae
Gene: slc2a15b
Product: solute carrier family 2 member 15b
Exons: 12
Coding region: 52-1605 (517 amino acids)
Biological process (GO): monosaccharide transmembrane transport
Cellular component (GO): membrane
Molecular function (GO): hexose transmembrane transporter activity
Source: RefSeq, a predicted model, not a curated record
ACAUGAGCUGUUCCUUAUCGCAGACAAGCAGGAAUUAUUUUCUUUUUUUAAAUGGCGGAGGAGCUGUUAGUGGAAGGUGAUGCAAAGGGCAAUGGGCAACUCACAAGGUCACUGCUGGCGGUGGCUUUCCUGUCCUCAUUCGGCAGCUCCAUGCUCUAUGGCUACAAUUUGGCGGUGGUCAACUCCCCUGCACAGUACAUCAAAGCAUUCUACAAUGAGUCGAUUACAGAAUCCUACCACUGGACUCCAGAUGAGAAGUUCAUCACCAUCCUGUACUCCCUCACUGUGUCGGUGUUUGCCAUCGGCGGCAUGGUGGGGGCUCUGCUGGUGGCCAAACUAGUCACCAGAUAUGGAAGGAGGGGGACAGUGGUGAGGUCCAGCAUGCUGGUGUUUAUAGGCGGAGCUCUGAUGGCCUUCAGCAGAGGGUGCGGGUCACCUGCCAUGGUCAUCAUUGGCCGCUUCAUCACAGGAGUACACUCAGGUAUUUCGCUCAGCGUGGUGCCAAUGUACCUCGGUGAGAUUGCGCCAAAGACACUACGAGGUUUCCUGGGCCUCAUUCCCAGCAUCCACAUUUGUCUCGGGGUCUUCAUUGCUCAGGUCCUGGGGCUCCAUGAACUGCUGGGAAAGGAAGAGAAUUGGCCUCUGCUUCUGUCCCUCGUGGUGUUCCCUGCCACUGUCCAGGUGAUGCUGUUGCCAUGGUUCCCAGAGAGUCCACGCUACCUGUUGAUAGACAAGGGAAAUGUGCACGCCGCCAUCGCAGCCCUAAAGUGGUACCGCACUAAAGGAAACAUCCAGGCGCAAAUCGAGGAGAUGCAGGAGGAGCAGCGCUCUUUGUCCUCCGUCCAGAGCGUCUCUGUCUGGGGCCUGAUCAGGGACCGCUGCGUCCGCUGGCAGGUCAUCAGCAUUAUUGUGGUCAACGUCGGCAUGCAGCUGUCCGGCAUCGAUGCGAUCUGGUACUACACAAAUGAGAUAUUUAAAAACGCCGGGAUCCCAGAGCCUCACAUUCAGUACACAACAGUGGGAACUGGUGCCAUCGAGGUCAUCUCUGGAGUUCUGGGGUGUUUCAUGAUCGAUCGUCUGGGCAGGAAACCUCUGAUGAUUGGCGGCUUCCUCUUCAUGGGUAUCUGCUGUGCAGGGAUCACUGUGUCUGUCCUCUUCCAGACGGAGCUGGCGUUCAUGCGCUACAUCAGUGUGGGCUGCGUUGUUGGAAUAAUCGCCGGCUUCUGCAUAGGCCCAGCUGGCGUGCCGUUCCUGAUCACGGCCGAGCUGUUUAAACAGUCACACAGACCGGCUGCCUACACCGUGGCUGGAUGCCUCAACUGGUUGUCCAACUUCACCAUCGGCUUCGUCUUCCCCUUCCUAGAGCUCGCUACAGGCCCUUACUGUUACCUGAUCUUCUGCGUGAUCUGCUUGGGAGUGGCCAUCUACACCAUCUUCAUCAUUCCCGAGACCAAGAACAAAACCUUUAUGGAGAUCAGUCAAAUGUUCGCCUCCAGGAACAACAUACUUGAGGAGGAGUUGACGUCCAACGGUCAUUUGAAAAUGGCUAUGAUGAACGGAUACGGGACCCUUUCCCAGUAUGAUGAGAAGUACGAGAUAGAGUGAAGGAAAGAAGAGAUGGACCAACAUGUUAAUGAUGGUUUCUUCAACCACUGUGUCCCAGGUAAAAGGGGCCACAAGUGGAUCUGCUGCUUCAGAUGAAAUCUUUGUCAUUUAAGACUUAGAUAUUUAAGUUAUUCCUGUUUUUAACAGUACAUUCCCAGUCAGAGAAUCUCCUGCAGUCCUGCAUUGUAAACCAACAGUAACACUGUCAUCUGUUCCUGGGCAGUCUCAGUUUGAAGAGAAAAUCAGCUUUCACUGGUCUUGAACAAAACAGGUUUCCACAAAAAGCACAAGGCAACAAAAAGAUACAAAAGUGGUCAAAAGGCAACUAGUAAGCAAUCUUAAAUAAUGUCAGCAGACACAGGAAACACACAGGCUAAAUACACAGGUGGAGGGAUAACGAUGAACAGGUGAAACACAUCAGGGCGGGGCAGCUAAUCACAGAGGAGGGAAACUUUACAGGAAGCAGACACUGAAACGAGAGGCAAUGGUAAUUAUUUCAAAAUAAAACAGGAAACAGCCAUUAUCCCGCUGUAAACUCCCUCUUCUUCAGCCGGGUCAUUUUGCCCUGGAUUACUGAUAAUCGUAUUGCAAAAGGAAGGACAACAAUAUAUCAUCAAAUCCAUAUUUUAACCCACCCCGAGAAUAAAAUGUACAGAAACUGAUUCUCUUUCUUGUUGUUGCAUGUUUACACGGUUCAAUCUAAGGUAAAUGUUGAAUGUUCUUUUCUUGCCUUCUAUUCUUUCCGUGAGUUUUGUCUCUCUUUUUUUUUACAUAAGAGCGAUAAAUAAUGUGGCUACUGUCGUAGUCUUGACCAAGCACGUGUGCAUACAUGUUUAAAGCUUGUGAUAAUUUAUCAAUAUUUCACAUCAAAUUUGGCUUUACGUUAAGUUUAUGCAGGUGUUUUUAAGCGACCCUGUUUUACAAAACCACUUUGUAUAAUAUAUGGUGACAAUAAGAGGUGUAAUGUGAAAUUAAGACUAUUAAAAAACGUGAAAAUCA